Messenger RNA from Fusarium musae, 1773 nucleotides. RefSeq lists its product as uncharacterized. The record is from RefSeq and is a predicted model, not a curated record. NCBI's taxonomy places the organism in Eukaryota, Fungi, Ascomycota, Sordariomycetes, Hypocreales, Nectriaceae. The coding region runs from base 1 to 1773 and encodes 590 amino acids. Gene Ontology annotation, molecular function: dipeptidyl-peptidase activity. The transcript is spliced from 5 exons.
AUGGCUGAAAACAAGUACCUCACAACCGACAAGGAUAGCUUUCCUUAUGUCUUUAUCAGGAAUAUUGACAUCCCACUCAAUACGUAUGAGAAGGGUCUUCUUCGAGCAAAUGUCUUUCUUCCCAAGGAUGCGGCUCCCUUUGGCGACAAAACAUACCCUGUUAUCGCUACGUACGGCCCGUACGGAAAAGAUGUUCCCUAUGAGAUAUUCUACAAGAAAAGCUGGGAACAGCUAAAUCCUGAAAUGAAGUCCACGCAUUCAGCUUGGGAGACACCUGAUCCUGCCUAUUGGACAAGCAAGGGCUACAUCGUUUUGAGGGUUGACGAAAGAGGGGCUGGUCAAAGUCCUGGUCUCCUUGAUACUAUGUCCCGUGGUACAAGUGAAGCUUUCUUUGAUGUCAUUGAGUGGGCUGCCGAGCAAGAGUGGUCUUCAGGUAAGGUUGGCCUUCUUGGAAUCAGCUACUAUGCCGGUACUCAAUGGAGAGUCGCUGCGAGGAAGCCCAAGGGACUCGCUGCUAUCAUCCCUUGGGAGGGCAUGAGUGAUUACUACCGGGACCGUGUAAGACAUGGAGGUAUUCUCUCGGACAGGUUCAUUGAUUUCUGGUGGAACAAUGGAGUUAGUCCAAACCAGUACGGCAAACCAGGCCGCAGCGCUAGAAGCUGGGGCGAGGAUACCCUUGAAGGUGACCUUGACGAGGAGACCUUACUCAAGAAUCGUCGAGAUCAGACAGUAGACACUGCUGUACACAAGUUUCGUGACGAGGAGUAUUAUCGUACUCGAGACUUUGAUGUCGAGGCUAUCGAGGUUCCUCUGCUCAGUGUCGCCAAUUGGGGAGGCAUCCUGCUUCACCUCCGAGGAAACGUCCUCGGUUGGAUCCGCGCCAGCUCCGAAUACAAGUUUCUCCACUUCAUUGUUGGUAGACACGACUUGCCCUUUUACUACCCCGAGUCGGCUAAACUCCAACUAUCUUUCUUCAACUCCUUUCUGAAGGAUGACGAUAAAGAUGGCUGGAAGUCUGGCAAGCAACCGAGGGUUCGCCUUACGUUGCGGAAGGGUGAAGCUGGAGUUGAUGACCCUGACCGCGAACGUGGUUUUCCCAGCAGAGACGAGGCAGAUUGGCCAUUGCUUGGGACUAACUACACUAGGUUCUACCUGACCUCUGACAAUUCAUUGAGUACGAAACCGUCAACGUCAAUCAGCACAAUCAAUUAUGAUGCUCUGAAUGGCGAGCCUAUCCGUUUUGGAUACAAGACCCCUUUUGCUCUGGAGAUUACAGGCCAUAUCGUCGCCCAUUUAACUGUAGCUGCGGCUCGAAGGUCGGUUGAUGCCGCUCCUCCUUCAGACAUCGAUCUGUUUAUCACCCUUCGCAAGCUCAACGCCAAAGGCGAAGAAGUCUUCUACACUGGCACAAUGGGUGACCCCGUUCCCAUCGUGAAAGGCUGGCAGCGAGUCUCCCUGCGCAAAGUGGAUGAGAGCAACAAAUUACACAAGGAAUAUUUGCCUUACCGCAACUACUACUCAUCCGACGUGCAGCCAGUUGAGGAGAACCAGAAGUAUGAAGUGGAUGUUGAGGUUUGGCCUACAAAUGUGGUGCUUGAGCCUGAAGAGACUUUGAUGUUGGAGAUUGCAGGUCACGAUACUCAGGGCGUAGGAAGGUUCUCUCAUGAACAUCCGGAUGAUAGAGACACUAAGAUCUUCGAUGGAAAGAACAUUAUUACUGUCGGCGGCGAGGCGAGCUGGAUUACACUUCCUGUUAUUGACGCUCGGAAAUAG